CCAUUCAUGCUGACCAGGAACCCCGAGAUGGACCAACGGCACGCACUCGAUACCGACGAGUUUUUGGACACCGCUGCGGCGAAGCCAUGUCGUCUGCCCGAACGCCAUGCGUCAUGGACGGAACUACCAGAGAAGACCUACAAGUUCAUGAAAAGUACCAAGGCAUCGCGGAACUGCAGCAAGCAAGCACCUAAUACGAGUGCCGAUGUAAACAACACCCGCACCAUGACCAGGCGCAGCACCCACUCUGAUGACGAUUCCAAACUUUCAACAGCUCCCCAUAGCGACCGCCUUUCACGAGGAUCCGUUCCAGAUCUGAAAGUCCUCGUAUCUUUCCAGACCAGCUCCGUGGGCACGAAUGAUAUACCCAAGGACGAUGAUAAAACCUCCGCUCGAGUUCAUGAUAAGAUCAUUUCUAAUCCUCAGUCUCAGAAGCAUUCUCCUCGAAAGAAGCGCCGGGCCUCACGUAAACACCGUGUUGAUUCCCCCGUGCAAGGUACCUGCCAAGUAACUCAGAACGAAAACCUCGCGCCAGUGAAACAAGCUGAACAUACACUGCGGCGCCGCUUCAAAGCAAAGCACUACCCAAAGAAGGCGAAGAAAGGUCAUCGUUCAACUCGCAAAGUUUCUCGCUUGUCUCGGAGCCUUGCCCAUUUGAAGUUCCUACCCUCCAAGAGUCCGCUGCGCAAUGAAGUCGUGUUUGAUGAGGACGAAGUGGGAGGGGACAGCGAUGGCACAUCGGACUGUGAUCGGAGUUUGGUCUGGGACCCAGAUCUCACCAACGACGAGGAUAUCACCGACUCAGCAAUGACUCCAACACCGCUAUCACCCACAUCCCACGGUAAAGCUUCAAGUUUUGAGUCUCACAACCGGACACCCAAACUCACCGCACCCACCCCACGGGGAAUUCUUCUAUCUCGCUCCCACGACAUUAAUCCCAUAUCGACCCGUCGUCCCGAAUUCGCCUUCCCCAGAUCUCCUGCCACGCCGCAUAUCCCUACUCAGCCGAUUCACUCCCACAACAUUAACACCGUAUCGAACAGUCGUCCCAAAUUCGCCUGCUCCAAUCCUCCUACCACGCAACCUAUCCCUACUCAACCCAUCACUCCACCAAAAUCAACGAAGCCCGAGAAAUCCCAAAAACUCAGUCUCUGGACAAAGACAAAAGCCGUGGUCAAGAAGGUGGUGAAGAAAAAGAGCAUGCUGUCACAGUGGUGA
Molecule: messenger RNA, 1218 nt
Organism: Periconia digitata
Lineage: Eukaryota; Fungi; Ascomycota; Dothideomycetes; Pleosporales; Periconiaceae
Source: the annotation of a GenBank genome assembly